Molecule: messenger RNA, 5722 nt
Organism: Corticium candelabrum
Lineage: Eukaryota; Metazoa; Porifera; Homoscleromorpha; Homosclerophorida; Plakinidae
Product: mucin-5AC-like
Exons: 4
Coding region: 96-4322 (1408 amino acids)
Source: RefSeq, a predicted model, not a curated record
UCUGUAGCUCACGUGGGGCUGAUCGAGAGGCGUUGUGCUUGGGCCUCACCCUCCGUUCUGUUAGGACAGCUGUUACUUGUUUAGGAUACGUCAAGAUGCACAAGUUUAAGACAAUUUUGUUUCUACUUCUUCUCUUCGCUUUCUCAACUGCACAGACUGCGCUUUCCGCAACGUCAACAUCUUCGAUUCAACCAACACGACAGACUCGGAUGUCACACGUAUGUGGUCAGGACUACAACUGCUCUGACGUCGAAAUCGUCGGUCAACCGUGUCAAUGCGAACAGACAUGUAUUCUCCGCGGAGACUGCUGCCGCAUGACGUUUGAGGUUUGCUUUCCCAACGUCACUUUUAACGACACGGGCAAUGGACCGAUGCCAGAACAAAAUCAGACAUCUCAAUUUCUAUGUGAAACAAUAGGAUGUCGAUCUGUAGUGUUACAAGUAUUGCCUUGUCAGUGUGAUUCUGGAUGCGCAGCCCGUGGGGACUGCUGUGGGGAUUAUACCACUGUUUGUCAUACCCCUUUGACGCCGACUCCCUUGGACAUUCAGACGACUACCACCGCAGCGGAUAAAAAUGUAUUUUUGACUCCGACAGUGAAGGCAACUCAAUUCCUAUGUGAAACAAUAGGAUGUCGAUCUGUAAUGUUACAAGUAUUGCCUUGUCAGUGUGACUCUGGAUGCGCAGCCCGUGGGGACUGCUGUGGGGAUUAUACCGCUGUUUGUCACAUUCCUUCGACGCCGACUUCCUUGGACAUCCAGACUACUACCACUGCAACGGAUAGAAAUGUAUUUUUGACUCCGACGGUGACGGCAACUCAAGCUCAAUCACCCGACUCGACUGAAGUAGUCGCAACUCAACAGUGGUCUUCCGCGUCGUCAACGUCGUCGGCGCUGCCGGUUUCGAGCAGCGCGACCGAGCCACCGACGGGCGACAGAUCCAGUGAGAACCCGACGAAUGCGACGCUAUCCGUUCCGACGGUCGAGGCGGUGCCCGGUUGUUACCUCUACGGAUGCAAUAACCGGUCCGACGCGUACGAGUGUCAGUGCGACAGCGAGUGUUUAUUUCGAUUGGACUGCUGCGACGAUGCGAUCAAUUUGUGUGCGGGAAGCGAGGUCGGGACGUUCUCACCGACGUUACCGUUUACGUGCGCGGAAAUCGGAUGCGGGAGUACGGGUGCGCGUUGCAGUUGCGUUUCAGAUUGUCUCAUUACGAGCAAGUGUUGUGGUGACUACACAACGGAAUGCUCUCUCACUGAAACUUCUCUUCCUACGUCGACAACUUCAGCCAUUCCUACAAGACUGCCGUCGUGCGUGGCUCUAAGCAAGAUUCUCAACAAAUCAGCUUGUGCUUUUCGAGACGGACAGCUGUGUCAGUGUGAUUCCCGUUGCUCCGUUGCUGAUGACUGUUGCCCGGACAUUGAUGUUUCAAUAUGUGCUCCGACACCCGGCCCGACCACACCGUCUCUUCCUACAACUGAGAGGGCAACGACGGUGUUAGUGACCCGGGCUUCUACAAAGCCUCCUCCAUUAUUGUGUGCUAAUGAAGGAUGCGACGUGUACAAUCCGGACGCUCCUUGCCAAUGUUUACCAAACUGCGUGACGUAUCGAGACUGUUGCAGUGAUUUUGUGAAUUUUUGUAAGUACAAUGGCACUUUUUCCCCACCAACCACUUCUUCGACUUCAUCGAGAUCUUCGACCACUGUGAGGGCAUCUAGAAAGCCUCCUCCAUUAUUGUGUGCUAAUGAAGGAUGCGACGUGUACAAUCCGAACGCUCCUUGCCAAUGUUUACCAAACUGCGUGACGUAUCGAGACUGUUGCAGUGAUUUUGUGAAUUUUUGUAAGUACAAUGGCACUUUUUCCCCACCAACCACUUCUUCGACUUCAUCGAGAUCUUCGACCGCUGUGAGGGCAUCUAGAAAGCCUCCUCCAUUAUUGUGUGCUAAUGAAGGAUGCGACGUGUACAAUCCGAACGCUCCUUGCCAAUGUUUACCAAACUGCGUGACGUAUCGAGACUGUUGCAGUGAUUUUGUGGAUUUUUGUAAGUACAAUGGCACUUUUCCCCCACCAACCACUUCUUCGACUUCAUCGAGAUCUUCGACCACUGUGAGGGCAUCUAGAAAGCCUCCUCCAUUAUUGUGUGCUAAUGAAGGAUGCGACGUGUACAAUCCGAACGCUCCUUGCCAAUGUUUACCAAACUGCGUGACGUAUCGAGACUGUUGCAGUGAUUUUGUGAAUUUUUGUAAGUACAAUGGCACUUUUUCCCCACCAACCACUUCUUCGACUUCAUCGAGAUCUUCGACCACUGUGAGGGCAUCUAGAAAGCCUCCUCCAUUAUUGUGUGCUAAUGAAGGAUGCGACGUGUACAAUCCGAACGCUCCUUGCCAAUGUUUACCAAACUGCGUGACGUAUCGAGACUGUUGCAGUGAUUUUGUGGAUUUUUGUAAGUACAAUGGCACUUUUCCCCCACCAACCACUUCUUCGACUUCAUCGAGAUCUUCGACCACUGUGAGGGCAUCUAGAAAGCCUCCUCCAUUAUUGUGUGCUAAUGAAGGAUGCGACGUGUACAAUCCCAACGCUCCUUGCCAAUGUUUACCAAACUGCGUGACGUAUCAAGACUGUUGCAGUGAUUUUGUGGUUUUUUGUGAGCACAAUGGCACUUUACCUUCAUCAGUUGCUUCUCCAUCUUUAUCGAGAUCUUCGACCGCCGUGAAAGCUUCUACAGCAUCGAGUGGAACUGAAACCAUUGCGACUGCGACUUUAGGUGGGGCAGGAACAACUGGACCUCCACCAGCACCGACUGGUAGCUCGAAGUCUUGGAUUGCUAUAUCAUCACCGUCUCGUAAAACAGUGGAGUCUACCACGUCACGUUCGUCUUCAUCUGGCUUUGCUUCUUUUGCAAGUUCAUCUUCGGGUGUAGUUAUUACCGCCGUGCCUUCUUCGUCGCCAACUCCUAAUAAAAUAGCAACUACUGCAAGUCUAGUUUCGACUGUGGUGGAGAACAUAACGCGAGGCAGUCCAUCACUAGUGCCUGCUUCUGCAGCCUCGUUAUCGCCGUCGACUCGUGGAGCAACUAAUACUUCUCCAACAAUUCGUUUAUCGACAACGCUUACCAGCAAAGAAGUUACAACUUUUUCUACAACUGGACGUAUAUCAACAGCAUCUUUUGCAAAAGGAACUAGCUUGGCUCCAACAAGUCUUGUAGCAACAGCGUCUUCUGGAAAAGGAACUUUAUUGUUUCUAACAAGUCGUUUAUCAACAGCGUCUUCUGCGAAUGAAGGUAGAAAACCAUCAUCGUCUCCGUCUCUGACUGAAUCCGUUCACGUUCACGGAUCGACGUCAUCUUUAUCAAGUCGUCCUGUUUCUACGUCGACUACGAGUUCAACAUCUAUCUCAACUGCUGCGCUAACUAAAAGGUCUUGGUCGUCUCGUCAAGCUGUUGUCGCUACUUUUACAUCUUCGCAUAGGGCGACAACAAGUGCAUCUUUACCUGGUCCAGUCACUUCUGCAAACCUUUCAGCGAUGUCACCUCUCUUUUCUACGGUAAGUCCACGUCAAGUGACGGCUUCAGCUCGCACUGGAACAAGUACUAAACAAGUCGACGUUAUGGCAACUAUCCCACUGGAUCAACAAAAACACGUCAACAGUUUGACAGAGGAUGAGAAAAAGAAUUGUCUCACAAUGAAUUUUGCUAAAGUAGAACUCUCCGUAUGGAUUCGAUUGCACGAGGAAUCUUUCAGGCAAGCGAUUGCUGUUGCAUUGAGGGAAUCGUCUUCUAACAGACGGAAAAGGGCGGUCGCCGACGCGACGGCUAACGAUGUCAUCUACGUCGCACCUACUCCGCAAAUCGUCGACAACUAUCUCCGAGUUGUUUUCUUCGUUCGCGACUGCGGAUCGACGAUAAAAACGGUAGAAAUCUCUCUUCUGCAGCAAGCAGUGGUCAAGCAGAAAACUCAAAUAGGAAGAAGGGUGAGUGUUUUAGUGGUAUCGAUUCGACAAGGCAUACCUCAAGAUUUAGUUGAUGACAGCUCAGACAAUACGAUACUGAUCAUUGCGAUAGUCUGUUCUGUUGCUGUCGCCAUGUUGAUUCUCAUCUACGUUUUGGUUCGACAUCGUUUAAAGUAUAACGUCACAGGCAGCCGAUACGGAGGAGACUAUAGUCUGUUGAACAUAAACGACGUUAUCGACGAUUUUGCUGAACCGACAUCGGUUACGAUGUACAGGAUGUACAGGAAGAAAGAAGACGACAGUUCUUCAGACGUCGUGGCGAUGACUACAUUUGGCUCAGGGAAUGAAAAGAACACUCACUUAAAGACGAUGGCUUAACUGACUCAGUGAGGUUUGUUUUUGUAAUAAUGUCUAAUGAGAAUUUCACUCAGGGGGAGAAGCUCUUUUUGAUAGGAGCCGAAAAUUUUGUAACAGCUAGACUGCCGCCAUUUGAUUUUAACUGAAUAUUCUUGGUUUGUCAUUGACCUGUGACAGAAGUAGCCAGAGCAGAAUGGACAUAAAUGAUUACGACAAUGUGUAUCAAGCAAGUCAACUACAACAGGUACCAUCCAAUAUUUUAUAUCUACUUGCAAGCAACAAAACUUCUAAACUAGUUUUUUCGAGUAUUGGAGGGGCGAAGCCCCCACAAUCCCGAUAUUGGAGAUGCAUCUGACCCUCCUUCCCCUGGUUCGCCGCUCCUGUCACUUAAUUAGUUCUUCGUUCUUUCUGUUGUAGAGACUCAAAGUAGUUGAGUCUAUUCCAGGGGCGGAUACAGGAUGGGGCACCUGGAACACGUUCCUCCCCCGGCAGUGCAAUGCUAGUCUGGCGUUAUAAGACUGCAAUUUGGCUUUUUACAUACCAGAAUGCAAUUGUUCUACGUUAGUGGUAGAAGGACCCUAGAGGUACUGUAUAUGUACUGAAUGUCAUGUUCUGGUCUGUGAGACACAAACCGGGGGAGCUGACUUAGUGAGGGAGAGUUGACGACCUACCCAGGUAAGUGCAGCCACCGCAUGACAUGGGGGCGUUCGAUUGGGCUCUUCCAGAAGAGGCUCCGUAUGAACGCCCUAUCCCCACUUUUACAGUACGGCGGCUCUAGUAGAAACCGACUCUGCUGCUGGUUGAAAGAACACGCCCCACCCCUCUUCCGACCUCUACCAACUCUGCGCUGGAAGAAGUUGGAAGAGGAGCUCUUCUAGACUCUACCGGAGGAACGCGCCUAUGGUCUGGUCUGCGAGGAAUUAUCCGAGACAGGUAAAUAAAGGUCUGCGUGCCCCCGGUAAAGGUGUUCCUGUAUCCGCCCCUGUAUUCGCAUUCCACAUUUUGAUUCAAGGUAAACAGUAUACAGGUGUAUAAUAAUUUUUAUUACUAAUAUAAUUUCUAAACUAUAAUUUCUAAAUCGUAUUUUGCAUUUUCUUAACUAGAGUUGUGCUAGAAGCGAGUCAUACUAGGAGAGUUUCCGCUUGCGGUAAUGUAUACCAUGCGGGGUGAAUCUCAUGGAAUCUAAGACUCUUCAUCCACUAGAUAAACCGUGUAGCCGCAGAGACCUUAGCGACAAUUAGACCACACAUACGGGAUUUGCGGCAAUUGCCGACUAGAAACAGAGUAUCUCCUCUAGAGAGAAGAGGCUAAAUUGCAGCAAUGAUAGUCAGAGGUACAUCAACAUCAGAAUUCUAGUUCCGUCAGUUCCAAUAGUGCUAACACGCUCCCAGUUACAUUUCACAUUGACCGCGUCCCCAAGC